AUGCCGUCUGUCAGCAAUCUCCCCUCCGCCACCACUCUUGGCCGAGCAUUGGUCCAGGAUGCUCGUCUGUUCCGACCCUCGACCCUGCGUCCCAUAACUGCCACUUCCUUCGCCCCUCUGCGAAACAACUCAAUAGCCUCUCGUCGUCCCGCUGUCUUCCGUGCAGGACAGCGUCGUCCUUUCUCGCUCACAUCACGUACACGUCUUGCCACGCCAGAUGACUCAUUUAACCCUGCCGACAUCGAGAGAGAAAGUGACCAGGUCGAUGUUUGCAUUGUUGGAGGUGGCCCUGCUGGCCUCAGCGCUGCCAUUCGCCUGAAGCAACUCGCCAAUGAAGCUGGCAACGAAGAUUUCCGUGUCUUGCUGCUGGAAAAGGCUGGCGAACUGGGUGAUCAUAUUGUCUCUGGAAAUGUCGUCGAACCCUCGGCCCUGGACGAGCUGCUUCCUGACUGGAACUCUCCGGACAACCCCAACCGCUACGAGCACAUCACACCCGCUACCAAAGACCGCAUGCGUUUCCUCACAAAGUCGUACUCAAUACCUAUCCCUGCCCCACCUCAAAUGAACAACCAUGGCAACUACAUCAUUUCUCUGAACCAGUUCACCAAAUGGCUAGGAGAAAGAGCAGAAGAGAUUGGUGUCGAAAUCUACCCUGGUUUCGCUGCCUCUGAGGUGCUUUACAACUCCGACGGUUCAGUAAAAGGUGUCGCCACAAACGACUUGGGCGUUGGUCGCAACGGCAAGCCUAAGGAUUCUUUUGAGCGUGGCAUGGAGUUCCACGCUCGAGUGACCCUGCUUGGCGAGGGCUGCCAUGGAAGCUUGACCAAACAAGUCACAAAGAAAUUUGAUCUGAGGAGGGACAGCCAACCUCAGACAUACGGUCUUGGUAUCAAGGAAGUCUGGGAGAUCGAUCCUGAAAGGUUCGAAAAGGGUUUGGUCGUCCACUCCAUGGGCUACCCGCUACCUGCUGAUACAUAUGGUGGUGGCUGGAUGUACCACUUCGGCGAAAAUCUAGUCAGUAUCGGCCUGGUUGUUGGCCUCGACUACCCUAACCCCUGGUUGGCACCCUACGGCGAGUUCCAGAAGAUGAAGCAUCACCCUAUGUACAGUAAAUAUCUGGAAGGCGGCAAGUGCAUCUCCUACGGUGCUCGCACACUUAAUGAGGGUGGCUUCCAGUCCAUUCCGAAGUGCGCAUUCCCGGGUGGAGCUCUGAUUGGUGACACUGCUGGUUUCCUUAACGUACCCAAGAUCAAGGGCACUCACACCGCCAUGCGUUCAGGCAUGCUUGCUGCAGAGGCUGCCUUCUCUGCUCUGCGUGAAUCAGACGAUUCGAGUCCUGUAUUCUUGUACGAUUAUGAAGACAAGCUACGCUCUUCGACCAUUUGGAAAGAGUUGAAGGAGGUUCGCAACAUGCGACCUUCUUUCCACUCACCGCUGAAGCUCUAUGGAGGUAUCAUGUAUUCCGGUCUCGAAGCAUAUCUCUUCAAGGGUAGAGUGCCAUGGACCAUCAAGCAUGCUGGUACCGACCAUGGAGCUACUAAGCUAGCUGCGGACUGCCCAAAGAUUGAAUACCCCAAGCCAGAUGGCAAGAUCAGCUUCGACAUCUUGACCAGUGUCAGCAGGACCGGCACAAACCACGAAGAGGACCAACCAUGUCACUUGCACGUGGAAGACUGGGAUAAGCACGCUGAGCUUGAAUAUCCCAAGUACCAAGGUGUUGAAAACAGAUUCUGUCCUGCCGGUGUGUAUGAAUACAUUGAGGAUGACAGCAAGCCGCUCGGUGUGAGAUUCCAGAUCAACUCCCAGAACUGUGUGCACUGCAAGACCUGUGAUAUCAAGGUUCCGGACCAGGAUAUCACCUGGAGAACUCCUCAGGGUGGCGAAGGUCCCAAAUACGUUAUGACUUGA
Aureobasidium melanogenum CBS 110374 is the source of this 1908-nucleotide messenger RNA. RefSeq lists its product as uncharacterized. Gene Ontology annotation, molecular function: iron-sulfur cluster binding; electron-transferring-flavoprotein dehydrogenase activity. Bases 1 to 1908 code for a protein of 635 amino acids. Gene Ontology annotation, biological process: electron transport chain. Gene Ontology annotation, cellular component: mitochondrial inner membrane. The transcript is spliced from 3 exons. The record is from RefSeq and is a predicted model, not a curated record. NCBI's taxonomy places the organism in Eukaryota, Fungi, Ascomycota, Dothideomycetes, Dothideales, Saccotheciaceae.